CUAUUAGCCAAGAUGGUCAGGACGUUCAUGCCUGCUGACCUCAUGGACCAGCUGUCUUCCCUGAAGGCCACGGCAGAAGACAUGAAAGAUGUAAAGGCCAAGGUAAGGAAGCUGCAGAAUGUCCUUGAAGCAGAGGUGGCAACAGAAGCAGAUCAGAAAGUGAAGGGAUCCAGUCAGAUUAACCUGCAGUUAGGUUACCUCAGAUCGACAGUACAUGACAUAGAGAAAGAGCUGCAGGAGCUGAGGGAGCAGCAGGAUCACGGCAAAGCCAAGUUGGAGCAGUCGGUCACUGACACAGCCCUCUACCUGCAGGAACAGUUAGACAAGCUUAGAUCUAUCAUAGAGAACAUGAUGACCUCCUCAUCCACCUUGCUAUCCAUGAGCAUGCCCACUAGCCCAGAGCCUGGGGAGGCAGCGCCGAAUGGCACGUGCCCAGCCUGCAGCCUAGAUGUCAGCGAGCAGGUUAGCCAGCUGUUCAAACGCUAUGAACAGCUGCAGGAUUUAAUUAGCAGCUUCAUGACGAGGCACACGGAAAGCAAGCCAGCAAAGAGGCCGCAGCUGAGGAGCCAGGACGAAGAGCUGCUGAGUCGCAUCCAAAACACCAUCCUCCAGGUGCAAGGAGACUGUGAGAAUCUCCUUGCCACCACAGGGAACCUCAUAGAAGACCAUCGGCAGAAGCAGAAAGAUAUUGCUCUUCUCUUCCAGUCGCUGGAGAAGUUGGAAAAAGAGAAAGCAGACAAGGAGCAUCUGGAGACAGAAAUUGACGUGAAAGCAGACAAGAUCGCCCUGGCUGGCAAAGUCAGCCGCACCCAGUUUGAUGCCACCACGGAGCAGCUGAAUAAGAUGAUGCAGGAUCUGGUGAACAAGAUGAGCGGGCAGGAGCAGGACUGGCACAAAGUGCUCGACAAAAUCUUGGUGGAGAUGGACUCCAAGCUGGACCGCCUGGAAUUAGAUCCCUUCAGACAGCAGCUGGAAGAGCGUUGGAAGGCCAUCCGGAAACAGCUGAAGGAGAGGUCUCCGCAGUAUGCAGCGGAUGAUGCUGCUGGAAUUAGAAAAAGACUGAUGGCUCAUUUCCACUGCAUUUCCUGCGACAGACCUCUGGAAAUGGUGGUGCCUGGCCCGACCAUCAUGACCAUCCCCUCCGUGCCGGGGUUACCAUCCCACCGCUCCAUCCGGCCCUACACCGUCUACGAACUGGAGCAAGUCAGGCAGCACACCCGCAGUCUGAAGUUAGGCCUUAGGCCCUACCCUCACUUGGAUGUGCUCCAGCUGGAGAAGAGCGCGGGCCUUGGCAAGCUGCGCAGCAUCCACUCCAAGAUGCUCAUGGACAUAGAGAAGGUGCAGAUCCACUUUGGAGGCUCGGCGAAGGCCAGCAGUCAGAUGAUCAGGGAGAUAAUGCAGUCGCAGUGUCUCAGCCCAGGCCAGUAUAACAAACGUGACAAGAUGGCGGAGAUGGCAGAAUAUGGUUACCUGUCCAUGCCUCGGCGCUGCGGCGGCAGCCACACCCUCACCUACCCCUACCGGCGCUACACACGGCUGCAGCAGAUCUCCCAGUGUAUGCCGGUGCAUCCCGAGGAGACUGCCAUGCUGACAGUGAUGAAGCAUGAAGAGGUGGAUAUCCUGGGCCUGGAUGGACACAUCUACAAAGGGCGGAUGGACACUCGGCUCCCAUCAAUUUCAGCCAAGGAUGGUCCUUUGAAGUCCAAACCCAAGAUCUCCCGGUCUUCAUCCCAACGGCAGCCGGCCCUGAUGGACACAGCCAGCCUCCCUGCACGCCCGCACAGUGCCAAACUGUCUUCCCCCAGCAAUUCAGGUACAGCUAGGUCACUAAAGAACAGGCCCGUGUCAUCAGAGGGUCGACUGUCCCGGGUGGACCUGACCCAUCUAUCAACCUCAACACUUCCCCCUGAGGAGGGAAGAGAAGAUUCUCCCAUGCAGGAGAAAGAAACCCUAGAGCUUCAGCUGGACCUUUCCAUGCGCCGGCGAUCGGCUGAGCAGCCGGCUCCGUUACAGUGACUGCGAUGGCAGGAAAGCAGCGCUCGCUGACGGAAGCCAGGCAAUAAAGAGUGAGCAGAACAGAGAGGAGGCUGUGUACAUGCGUCGCAGCGAUAGGAACAGGGAGCUUUUUGUGCGGUCCCUGCGGCAAACAGGACCUAGGGCUGUUCCACGCAGCAGCACUGUGAAAAGGCGGAGGUGGGCAGCACAGUCAGUUGUGAAAACAAUUCAUCCCUGGCCUUUGCAAAUCCUUCCCUCACUGCUGCUAGCUUUGCCUGAGUAGAUUUUGCAAAUACCAGAUCUUCUGCCUAAGCUAGUUUGACACCGGCUCAUUU
Chelonoidis abingdonii (Abingdon island giant tortoise) is the source of this 2330-nucleotide messenger RNA. The record is from RefSeq and is a predicted model, not a curated record. NCBI's taxonomy places the organism in Eukaryota, Metazoa, Chordata, Testudines, Testudinidae.